This is a messenger RNA of Strigops habroptila (Kakapo), 4256 nucleotides long. RefSeq names its product glucosaminyl (N-acetyl) transferase 4 (gene GCNT4). Gene Ontology annotation, cellular component: membrane. Gene Ontology annotation, molecular function: acetylglucosaminyltransferase activity. The record is from RefSeq and is a predicted model, not a curated record. Bases 1052 to 2419 code for a protein of 455 amino acids. Lineage: Eukaryota; Metazoa; Chordata; Aves; Psittaciformes; Psittacidae. The transcript has 3 exons.
GCUUGUGCUGAACAGAGCAGCUUCAAGGCUGGCUUUUCUCCGCUGCUCCUUAGCACCUCUCUGGGGUGGAGGAAUUGCUCGGUGUUGCUGGCAGAGGACCAGGGUCGGGUGCAAUGCUGUUACCCCCAGAAUGCUUCACAUCAUCAAGGCUACACCAUUGCAGGUUGAGCUGGCAGAGCUCACAGUGCUGGGCUUUUGUCCUGGCUCCUGUUUGUUGGGGCAGUGACUUUCCUGAGGAUGCUUCAUCCAGCCCAUCUUGUACCCUGUGCUCUGGGACAAACUGAUGGCCCUUUGCUGUUCCUUCUAUCUUUCCACCAGCUGCAGAGAGGCCUCAGAUACUUAGUUUUACAAACUAAGGGAAAUGCAGAUUUCUCCAAUGGAAAUCUUCACAGUCUAGCUGUGACUUAGACUUUGAUGUGACAAAUUGAUAAUGGGCCUGUUAAUCAGAUUGAUGCAAAUGCAGGUGUUUGUUCUUGGCCAACAUGGAGAGGUUAAAAUCUGGGUUUUUUUUAGCAGAGGUUUGGUGCAGAGGGAGGAGAGGAGGAUAUCCCUGGGAGCCAGCGUUCAUGCAAGGACUGUAUAACUCAGGGACGAUCUGGACAGAUGCCCUAUGCCCAGUGAAGACCUAGGGCUCCUGCCUUCCUUGGCAGUGCAAACUCACCCUGAUUCCUAUUUGCAGGAGCUGGGGUGACUCCCAGAGGGAUGGUAUUGGGAAGGGCAGGCAUGAGAGAAAGUCACAGGGUUUCCUGGUGAAUCCUGCCCCAUCUCCCUCUCAACACCCAAGAGCAGAGUCCCACAGCCCAGGCUGCACUGGGGUCCAUGUGGGAAGGAGAGGAGGAGGAGUGGGGUGCUGUGGGUGUUUCUUCCUUCCAGUACAGGGGUGCCUCGUUGGAUACACGUGUGACAUGCUGCAGUCUGCUCACAGCAGAUCCGGACUAGCAGUGCUCCAAAGAUUGCCAACAGGAGCAGCAGCUUUUCUCAGGAAGGUAAAGUUCUGCACAUCUGGCUGAUAGCAGCUGGAAGUGACCAUUGAGGCAACAGUCUUUACAGGAUGAAGAGGCGCAAGUGUCCCUGCAAAUGUCCCUCACGAAGGAAGAUCCUGAUCCUGUGUGUAACGGGGUGGCUGAUAGCACUGCUGAAGCUCCUCCAUGUUGAAAGACACUUUUUUCCCUCUAAGGGCAUUUAUUUGGUUGAGCCUUUCUUGAGCACUUCUUCUUAUGUUAGAAACAGGUAUUCCUACCUUAGAAAUGAGUUCCAGUAUGAAAUUAAUUGCUCAUCUAUAUAUGAACAAGAUCCCCAUGAAAUUGGCAAGAGUUUAGAGAUAAGAAGAAAAGAGAUAAUCGAUUUAACUGAUGAAGAUGUUGUCGCAAUGACAAGUGCUUGCCAUGUGUAUCGUUCGCUUAGGAAAUACCACCUAAAACCUGUUUCUCCACAGGAGGAGAGUUUUCCAAUCGCCUACUCUUUGGUUGUUCACAAAGAUGCAGUAAUGGUAGAAAGACUCAUACAUUCACUGUACAGUCAUCAAAAUAUUUACUGCAUCCAUUAUGACCAAAAAGCAGCAAAAAGUUUCAAAUCUGCUGUGAACAAUCUAGCUAAAUGUUUCCCCAAUAUUUUCAUUGCAUCGAAAUUGGAGACAGUGGACUAUGCACAUAUUUCACGGCUGCAAGCUGAUUUCAAUUGUUUGUCUGAUUUGAUGGAGUCUCCAGUUCCCUGGAAGUAUGUUAUUAAUUUGUGUGGCCAAGAUUUCCCUUUGAGGUCAAAUUUUGAGUUGGUGGUUGAACUGAAGAAACUCGGUGGAGGAAACAUGCUGGAAACUGUAAAGCCGAGCAGUAGCAAAAGAGAACGAUUUACUUAUCACUAUGAACUUAUGAAAGUGCCUUAUGAAUAUGUGCAGAUGCCUGUAAAAACCAACAUUUCCAAGGAUCCACCACCUCAUAAUAUUGAGGUAUUUGUAGGCAGUGCCUAUUUUGUUUUAAGCCGAGAAUUUAUUCAAUAUACCCUUGCAAGCUCUCUUGCAAAAGAUUUUUUUGAGUGGUCAAGAGAUACAUACUCUCCAGAUGAGCAUUUCUGGGCCACUCUUGUACGUGUUCCUGGGGCCCCUGGGGAAGUUCCAAGGUCAGCCCAGGACGUAACAGACCUACAAAGCAAAACUCGUCUGGUGAAAUGGAGCUAUCUCGAAGAACAUUUGUAUCCACCCUGCACUGGUACCCACCUUCGCAGUGUCUGCAUCUAUGGGGCUGCAGAAUUAAGAUGGCUUCUGAAUUACGGACACUGGUUUGCCAACAAGUUUGACUCCAAAGUGGACCCUGUCCUGGUAAAAUGCUUGGCAGAAAAACUGGCAGAACAACAGAAGGAAUGGGUAUAUUUGUCCUCUGAUAAAUACUUUCUGCACAUAAAUUCUAUGAAUGCCUCACUUUAAGCAGCACUGUCUUCCCUGCUGUCAGUACUGUGUACUGUUAUGGCACAGCACCUGAAGUUCCUCUGCCUUGACCUCCUGCAGGAUGUUAGCAAGCAAAACGUCCGUUCUGUGUGAAGUUCACGGCCCUGUCGAGCCAGGCACCUGGCCAUUUAUUUAGGAAAAGUCAUGCCUGUCUGAUUAACUGUGCUGUAACUUGCCACAGUAAUUCUGUAAUUGUUCUUCAGGGUGAUUCUGAGAGGGUGAGGUUUGCUUUUGGAGGCUCUGAUGCUGUCUGUCCCAGUGGAAUAUUUCAGAAAUGUGUUUUGCAUCAAGUGUGUUCAUGUCUUUCCUAAGAAACUCCAGCACAUCUGUCUGUCUGUUUCCUUUUUCUUUACUUUUGUUUUUCUUAAAGGUAUGAAACAAAGACCUCUCUAUCUGCUACCUCAGGAAAACUGGAAGUGCCCAUCUCAUGGACAAAACCAAGAGGUCAGCAUGACACCAAAUGAGCCAUGUGGCCUCAUCUGAAGUCCCAAACUUCCCGUGUGUGGGAGCUAACAAAGAUCUUUGCAAUGUGAAUAUGACCGGAUGAUAUAAGGGAAAGAUCCUUAAAUACGACAUUGUCCAUAGCAUUGUUCUCCCAGUGCAUCUGUGCAUUGCUUUUCCUUCUGUGAAGCACACGCUCGGGUGCCAUGCCUUUCCUAUGAAACUGGUGGUGGUUGAAGCAGAAUUAUAUGCUGUUAUUCUUCAAAGGCUAUUACAAGCGUGCCCUAAGGGCAGAAGGGCAGUCACUGCAGCCCUUUAGAGUAGAUAACCAUGCCCAGAGGAGGUCAAUCUUCAUUUCUAUCUCUGCAUGUAGAAACAUCCCCCUGUGAAAUACCAGUCGUCUUGAGACAAUAUGUCUACACACAGGGGAUAACAAAUGAUAUUUCUAAUUAGUGACAUGGUGCUGCAUUGAAAUGCAAAACAUGCAAAGUUGAACAGUAAGCAUAAGAAUAGCCUUAUUGCAGAAAUCUAGCAGUGCCUUGCUGUGCAAGUCUUGUGGCCACCACCACAAUCCCAGGCUGACAGGUUCCUGAGCAAGACUUGGUUCACCCAUUCUCCAACAGCCUCUGCUUCUCAUGGCUCUGCCAGGCCUCCCGGUAAUGGAGCAGCCCAGAAGACUCCUUACAGCAGGGCUCCCCGUGCUGCAGCAUGAGAGAAAUGUUUGUUAGUGCAGGGGUCUCUGUAGAAACUCUUGCUGCUUCAGAAAUGCCCCUUGGCAUUUUGGAAGUUUCUUUGGGAUGUUGCUCUGCCACAUAUUUGGUUUCAGUGUUUCCAGUGGUCCCUGGGCUACAGCUUGCUCCGUGCCACUGUCCACUUUCUAUCCAUCUGGGUUUUAUUAAGGGGCCUCUUCCCAUUAAUAACUCUGGGAUAUCUCAUUGAUCCAUAAAUUGCUGCAGUAACGACCAUUUCUCAUACCCAUGAGAAAUCUUUGUUUCUUGUUGGAGUUGGAAGAACGAAGUAAUUUUUUUAUCUCAGUCUCAGUUUUCGUUCAUAAAUUUAGUCAUGGUCAAGUUAUCUGUGGCUAAAGAUUGGGUUUGAGAGUCAGGAGUUAUGGACAUUUUUCCUCAUUGAUAACGCUGAUUUCCUAUGAGACCUCAGACAAGUCAUCCAAGUUUCCUGUUUCAGCUCUUCCGGCUGUAAAAUAGGAACAACAAUGUUCUAUUACCUUGCUAAGCACUUCUAAACCUAUGGGUGGUGUGGGUUGAUUGCACUGUGUUAAUUGCUUAUCAGACUAUUUAUGGAGUCUGUGGAAACACAGGUCAAGUAUUUCUUUGGUGUAUUGUUUCUGGAAUAAAUGGGGAUUAUUUUUAAAGUA